This is a messenger RNA of Olea europaea var. sylvestris, 987 nucleotides long. RefSeq names its product non-classical arabinogalactan protein 31-like. Bases 115 to 816 code for a protein of 233 amino acids. The transcript is spliced from 2 exons. NCBI's taxonomy places the organism in Eukaryota, Viridiplantae, Streptophyta, Magnoliopsida, Lamiales, Oleaceae. The record is from RefSeq and is a predicted model, not a curated record.
CGCAACUCUUUUUCUUCAAAAGAAAUUGCAGAAUAUGCCACUCGGAACCUCUAUAAAAUCUCUCCCCCUCAACAUCUUCUGUCGGAGUUGAGUAAGUAAACUAUUCAGUCUUCAAUGUCUUCAUUUCGCACCAUGGCUUUGUUUUCAGCAAAGGCACUUGCGCUUUUACACUUCUUAGUUAUAUGUACCGCUGAGGUUGAAGCUGUGAAUGCGGCCGGGCAGCUGCCGUACUUUCCGUCGGCUGAAGCCCCAGCACCGUCGCCGAAAGGUGGCCACCACCACCAUCACCAUCCCAGCCACCCUCCCACCCAACCGCCUGCUAAGCAGCCUCCCACUCACCCACCUGCUAAGCAGCCGCCCACUCAUCCACCGGUUAAUCCUCCAACUCACCCCCCAAGCUACCCUCCCACCAGGAAAUAUGUGGCUGUUCAAGGCGUUGUCUACUGCAAAUCUUGUCAGUUCAAGGGGAUUGACACUCUAAUGGGAGCCUCUCCUCUUCCUGGAGCGGCGGUGAAGCUUCAAUGCAACAACACCAAGUACCGCCUGGUGGAGCAAGUCACGGCCGACAAGAAUGGGUACUUCUUCAUAAUGCCAAAGAUACUGACAACAGCAGGAUCCCACAAGUGCAAGGUGUUUUUAGUCUCUUCACCCAAGGCUAAUUGCAGCGUCCCUACCAAUCUGCACGGCGGAGCUGGUGGCGCCAUUCUGAAACCCAGCACCAAACCACCAGUCACCGAUCGCCCGCUUCCCUUCCAGCUCUUCACAGUUGGGCCUUUCGCCUUUGAGCCCCACAAGAACGUGUCAUGCCAUUAUUGAUUAGUUGGUGUACUCUAUGUGGUUGUGUGUAAUUCUCAGCUUUGUUUUAGAAUCUUUAGGUAACAGUGCUUUGAACUCCGAUAUUACCGUCAGUUUGCAUUUGGUGGGAAUAAAGUGGUAUUAUUAAAAUUUUGUCAUAAAAUGAAUGAGAAAUGUGUGUUGUGAUUCGUA